AUGGCCUCGAGCCAAGCUACCACCUCUUCUCCGCACCCGCCCCAUACCGCGGGCCCCAGCACUGCGUCGUCGAGCACGACUAGUCCGACGGGCACGCACUCUACCGUAGCCACCACUAUUGGCAAUCGCCACCGCUCCUGGGACGAGGACAAGCAUCUGCACUUGUACAUUCUCGACUACUGCCGUCGCCGCAAGUUCGCCGAGACAGCCUCGGCAUUCGAGCGCGAGGCACGCAUCUCUCCCGACUCCAGACCCAACUUUGACGCCCCCCAGGGACUGCUAUUCGAAUGGUGGAUUGUCUUUUGGGAGACAUUCAACUCACAGCGCUCCCACCUUGUUCCCCCCGGCCAGGGCGAGUCGGGUCCCGUCUAUGUCAAUGUGCGUCGCUUGUUUGUUUACCCAUCUCUCUACUGA
This is a messenger RNA of Rhizoctonia solani, 414 nucleotides long. Its product is annotated as transcriptional corepressor LEUNIG. The coding region runs from base 1 to 414 and encodes 137 amino acids. Lineage: Eukaryota; Fungi; Basidiomycota; Agaricomycetes; Cantharellales; Ceratobasidiaceae. The transcript has 4 exons. Gene Ontology annotation, cellular component: nucleus. Gene Ontology annotation, molecular function: protein binding. The record is from RefSeq and is a predicted model, not a curated record.